AAUUUAAAUAACCGAAGAUAUGGGUCAUCUUUUUAGACAUUAAGAAGGAGAAGCAGCACCACCUCCUGCAAUAGCCAAUAUUCCAGCACCUCAAGCAUCAACUAUUGAUUAUGAUUGGAUUCUAAUUUCAGGGUUCAUUAUAGUGUUGACCUAAGUGGGAUUUGCAUUUAUUGAAGCAGGAUCAGUGAGAUAUAAGAAUUCCUAAUCAAUAGUGAUAAAAGUGAUAUUGGGUUUGUUCUUGACAAUUUUAAUAUGGUGGUUGUUUGGAUAUGGAUUCUCAUUUGGAUACGAUUUCUAAACAAACUUUAUGGGAGGCACAAAAUUAGGAGGAGCUAAUUGGGAAGCAAAUCAAUUCGGAAAUGAUUACACAAACUUUGUAUUCAGAGCAUCAGGUGCAGCAAUAGCCGUAUCAGUGUUAUCUGGAGCAGCAGCAGAAAGAAUGACAUUCUUGGCAUGGUCAAUUUUAGCUAUAAUAUACGCAGGAUUCAUUUAUGCUGGAUUAGCACAUUGGACAUUGGCAUAAGGAUGGUUGACAACUUUGGGAUACAAGGACUUCUCAGGAGCAGGUGUAGUAUUUUUCGCAGCAGGUGUUGCUGGAUUGGUUGUGACCGUGUUGUUGAAACCAAGAAGAUUCAGAUUUGAUCCAAAUACAACCUUAUAAUUCUAAAGACAUUCUCCAAUUUAUAUUGCUUUUGGCUCAAUUUUGGUCUUCGCAGGAUGGUUAUUCUACAAUGGAGGUGUUGUUGCCUAAGGAGCUAAUUCUAAAUACACUUAAGGAUUAGUCGCUGUCAACACAUUGGUUGCUGGAGCUACUGGAGGAUUCUUCGCUUUUAUCAUUAGAUAUUUCUAAUAUGAAACCACAAGUUUGGUCGCCUUGUCUAGAGGUAUUAUCAGUGCAUUGGUGGCUGUAAGUGCUGCUACUGAUGAUAUGAAACCAUGGACUGCAUUCAUCUAUGGUCUUUUGGCUGCAGUAUUUUACAGUGUUUUGGCUAAAGUCAUUCCAAAAGUACAUAUUGAUGACCCUGUAGAAGUUGUACCUGUGUUUUUGGGCAAUGGUUUCUUGGGAAUCUUCUUGUCAGCAUUCUUCGACACUAAAGCAGGUGUUUUCUAUGGAUUUGGGGCUAAAUUAUUAGGAAUGUAAUUGUUGGGAUUAUUGAUCAUUUUUGUAUGGGUUGCCUUCUUCGUCUUGAUUACAUUACUUAUUUUAAAGGGAUUCGGAGUUCUUAGAAUUGAUUCAGAAACUGAGAGCGUUGGUAUUGAUAAGGCACAUUGUUUGGGUGAAGCCAUCGUAUUUGCUAACUAAAUUGAUGAGGUUCCUCUAGUACCAAAGACCGAAUUGGUUAAAUUAGGAAACAGCCAAAUUGGAUCAGGAUUUAGACCUGGUUUUAGAUGAUAUUAUAUCAAUCAUAUAAAUGAGCAAUUUUAUCAAAAAACUUCAAUU
Paramecium tetraurelia is the source of this 1441-nucleotide messenger RNA. RefSeq lists its product as uncharacterized. NCBI's taxonomy places the organism in Eukaryota, Ciliophora, Oligohymenophorea, Peniculida, Parameciidae. Gene Ontology annotation, molecular function: ammonium channel activity. Gene Ontology annotation, biological process: ammonium homeostasis; ammonium transmembrane transport. Gene Ontology annotation, cellular component: membrane. The record is from RefSeq and is a predicted model, not a curated record. The transcript is spliced from 7 exons.